AUGUCUAUUAUUUACAUUUUUAGAUUAAAGAAUUUAAAAGAAAAUGACAUUUUUUUUUAUAAAACACGUAAAAAACGUGAAAUUAAACUUUAUUAUACUUUUGAAAAAUUUAGUACCAACAAAAAUACCAAUGAAAGAACAGCCAUUAGAGAACAUGAUAAUGAAGGACAAGAACAAGAAGUUAACGAAGUUCCAAUUAAAAAUAAAUCCAGUAAAAAAACUAAAACGUCAACUAACCAACAUGAAGUGGAAGAAUAUGAAGUAUUCUCCCAAGGAACUUCUAUGUCACUUGAAAUUAAAAUUUAUUAUCUUAUUAUCGUUAUGGGUAAAAUAGAUCGAUUAGAGAAAACUGUUUCCAGAAAUAUUGCCAGUUAUGGAAUUGUCCUUACAUCAUUACCAAUUCUGUCAAGUAGACCAACAACCCCUAUUUCAGAACCAAUACUAACAACCCUGAUUACAGAAUCAAGACCAACAAUCCCAAUCAUGGAAUUAAGACCAUUGACCCUAACUACAGAACAAGAAGUAAUAGUAAUUGAUGAGGAACAUAAUCCAUCAAAAAAACUCUCUGAAAUGAAGCAUCAUGAAAGUAAUGAUAAAUAUAGCAGCAAAUUAGGAAAAAAAAUAGAUAAAUUAGAAGAAAUAUUGAAAAAACAAUCAAAACAAAUUAGAGUUUUAUAUGAGCUACAAAAAUUGACAAAUAAUCAAACAAAAUGGAUUCAAGAUCAACUAAGACAGCAAACUAAAAAUAAUAAUGACGUUGAUUUGACUCCAAAGGUCUUCAUGGAAGGGUAUAUUCAAGUAUGCCGAAAAUUUUUUCCAAGUAAUUUGUGGUCCAGCUUUGAUGAUUUUAAAUCUGAAUUAGAAAAGUGGUUCAAUUUACAUCAUCCCAAUUAUUUAAAGGAAAUUCAACAUAAAAUGAAAGAUUUAAGGGCAGUUAGGAGUGCAAUUCUUAAAGAAUUGGGAUUACAGAUUUCAAGUAGCAAGAAAAAAAAUACUCCAGUUGACAUUUCAGAAUGGAAAAGAUCGCAAAAUGUUAAGGAAUGCCAUUAUAAAUUAUAUGACGAAGAUGAAAAUGUGAUAGAGAAUAUUGCGAAACAAGCAUUUCCAACCUUACCUCAUGACAAUGAAUUAUUAUUUAAUGAUAUUUAUGUUUAUACAGCAUCUGUGUGCGAUAUUGAUUUACUUUUAAAUAAUGAAUCUAUUGAACUUGAUGAUUCGAUAUCAAUAAUACGAGAAGAAAUCCCAGAAAUGAAAAAGAAAGUAGUAGUUGAGAAAGAUAAUGAAGAGGAGCCUCGUUCAGAGAAAGCUUUUGAACAAAAUUUCGAUGAAUUAUUUGAUCAUAGUGACUAA
Molecule: messenger RNA, 1350 nt
Organism: Rhizophagus irregularis DAOM 181602=DAOM 197198
Lineage: Eukaryota; Fungi; Glomeromycota; Glomeromycetes; Glomerales; Glomeraceae
Source: RefSeq, a predicted model, not a curated record